Molecule: messenger RNA, 2476 nt
Organism: Selaginella moellendorffii
Lineage: Eukaryota; Viridiplantae; Streptophyta; Lycopodiopsida; Selaginellales; Selaginellaceae
Product: pentatricopeptide repeat-containing protein At2g33680
Exons: 2
Coding region: 52-2385 (777 amino acids)
Biological process (GO): RNA modification
Cellular component (GO): intracellular membrane-bounded organelle
Molecular function (GO): RNA binding; protein binding
Source: RefSeq, a predicted model, not a curated record
AAUCUGGGACAUGCGAAGCCAUAGCGACGCAACAGACCUAAAAAUGUUGUGAUGUACCUGAGGAUCAAGCGAGCAACCACGUUGGUGGCUGUGGCUGUGAGGAGGAGAAGCAUAAUUACGCUGAGCAAAGAAGAACUUGCCAAAGAAUCGGACGUGUUGGAGUUUCUCGAUAGCUUACACAAGGGGAAGCUCUCGCGGAACGAAGCAAACUACGCACAGGCUCUACACGCGUGUACCAAGCUCAAAGCUCUAGACUUGGGCCGGCAAGUGCAUCUCGAGAUACAGAGAAGUGGACUCGAAGAGAAUUUGCAGCUGGGGAAUCACGUCAUCAACAUGUAUGCCAAGUGUGGAAGCCUGGCAGAAGCUCGGGCUUUCUUUGACAAGCUAAGUCCCGAGAGACGGAACGUUUUCACUUGGACGGCGGUUAUGUCAGCAUAUGCCCAAACGGGACACUGCAAGGAGACUGUGAAGCUGCUGGGUUUGAUGCUGCUCGAGGCUGCCGUGAGGCCGGACAGGGUGGUCUUCAUCAUAAUGCUCGAAAGUUGCUCCGGUACUGAAGAUCUUCCAGAGGGUCGGAUGAUCCACCGUUUGGCCGUCGAGUGCGGGCUUGUCUCACAAGUUAUGGUCGCCAACGCUCUCAUCAACAUGUACCGCAAGUGUGGGAGCCCGGUGCUUGCUCUUCAGACUUUUCAGUCGAUCGAGGCCCCCAAUAUCAUCUCCUGGACGUCGGCAAUCGAGGCACAGUCACAAAACUUCUGCGGUGGGCAGGCACUACACUUGUUCCACCGCAUGCAGCUCGAAGGAGUGAGGCCCAACCUCAUCACCUUUGCAGUGGUUCUAGAGGCUUGCGACUCUUCCAGGUUCUUGGACGAUGCCAGGCUACUACACAGGUUGGCUAUGGAGAAUGGCUUUGACGGGGACUCGGUCGUCGGCACCAUUCUCGUUCGUACUUACGUCCUGUGCAAAAGCUUGGACGACGCUCGAAGAACUUUCGAUGGCUUGAAGCUCAAGAGUUUGGUCUCGUGGACGGCAAUGAUCCAGGCGUAUGCUGAGAAGGGACUAGACAAGGAAGCAUUCUAUUUGUACCGUGGAAUGAGACAGGAAGGUCUACAACCGGAUCGAGUAAGCUAUCUUCUCAUGCUAGGCACUUGCGACCGUCCAGAGAAGCUGGAAGUUGGAAAGAGGAUCCACUCUGAGCUAGCAGCAGGAGGUUUUCAGAGGGAUACCGCCGUGCAAAUCGCUCUGGUGACUAUGUAUGGUCGGUGCGGGGAUUUAGAGGCGUCAGCUUCGGUGUUCUCGACGAUCGAAAGAAGCUGUGACGACGAGAUCUCCUGGAACGCCAUGCUUGGAGCGUAUGGCCAGAACGGACACCCGGACGAGGCAUUUGCUCUCUUCCGCAAGUUCAUGCUCUUGGGACUCAAGCCCAGCAGGCCCAGCUUCCUCACCAUCCUCGGCCUCUGCGAGCGUCUACACACUGCCAGGACUCUCCACGAGAACAUCGUGGAGAGUGGACUAGAGCACGAGUUCACCAUCCAGACGGCUCUCAUCAGCUGCUAUGGCAAGUGCGGGGGGCUGGACGACGCAAAAAAAAUCUUCGACGGCAUGGAGGAGUGGAACCAGGCGUCGUGCAACGCGAUGAUGGCAGCGUUUUCUCAGCGGGGGCAGUGCGGCCGAGCGAUGGAGCUCCUCCGGAGGAUGCUACUAGCAGGAGUGAAGCCGACGGAGUCGACGCUAGUGGCAGCUCUCGACGCCUGCGCCGCCGCCAGCUCCGCCGCCCAUGGCCGGCACGUCCACUCGCUCAUCGAUCAGGCAAAGCAGCUGGAGACCAACGUGGUGCUCGGGAACGCUCUGGCGCAGAUGUAUGGAAAGUGUGGGAGGCUGGAGGAGGCUUGCGAGGUGUUCCACCGGGUGUGGAGCCACGACGUGGUGUCCUGGACGGGGAUUGUCGAGACACACGCGAGGUAUGGCCGGGGUGGCGAGGCUUUGCUCCUCUUCUACAAGAUGCAGCAGGAUGGAAGCCGGCCAAACAACAUCAGCUUUACGUGCAUCCUCUCGGCUUGCAGCCACGCCGGGCUCGUUCGCGAAGGCUGCCAGUUGUUUGAGUCGCUGGUGAGAGACCAUGGUUUGGUUCCCUCGGAGCUCAACUUCGGGUGCUUGGUUGAUCUGCUGGGACGUGCUGGGAGACUGGAUUUGGCCGAGGGGUGCUUGAGCAGGGUGGCUCUUGACAGGAACUUGAGGAUGGUUUUGCUGGGGGCUUGUAGGAAUCAGGGUGAUGUGGAGAGAGGGAGGAGGGUUGUGGGGGAUGUGUUUGCUGCCAAGGAUUCGAGCUCGGAAGCUGGCUAUGUUCUUCUUUCGAAUUUGUAUGCUGCUUCUACGAAGAAAUGAUUUUAGAAGUGUUUGUUUAAAUAAUAUUAUUAAGGCCAGUGACAUCGUCCACGUAGUACUUCACCCAAGUAUAAAAUGUAUUUUUAAGUCA